CUUAUAAUCAUCAGUGUGACUUGCGUUGUCUAUCCCAACCCAGCUCAUUCUGCAGUUGCUCAGGCUGAAGAAAGCUGGUCCUAUAAGAUGACGGAGUUCGCCAAAAAUUGCCUGGCCGUUCACAACGAGCUUCGCGCCAAGCACGGCGCCCCCGCCCUGAAACUGAGCGACAAGCUGACGGAGCACGCUCAGAAGUGGGCGGAGCACCUGGCCAGUCUCGGCCAGCUGCAGCACAGCCACGGGAGCGGGUACGGAGAGAACAUCGCCGUAACGUACGGGCCGAAUGGAGGCGCCGAUAAGCCAGGUAAAGCCCCUGUUACACAUAACCGAACAUGGCCGCCCGGAAAUAUCUCCCCCCACAGCUGUGAACUCCUAGCCUGGAGCAGGUCGGGAGCUGGUGUACCCCGCUACUUCGUGGAGCAGUGGUACAACGAGGUGGAGAGGUACGACUUCGGAGACAAGAGUGGCAACUUCGGCCAGUCCAGCACAGGCCACUUCUCGCAGGUUGUGUGGAAGGAGACUGAGGAGCUAGGCGUGGGCAUGGCUAAGAGAGAGAAUUCGAAUGGCAUGACUAAGUAUAUGAUGGUGUGCAACUACAGCCCGCCCGGUAACAUGCUGGGGGCCUUCCGCGACAACGAUAAGUUUGUCUACGUGGACAAUAUGGCACGUUUUGGAUGCUCCGUUGUCCUGGUCUGUGUGUCGGUCAUGUGUGGGAUCCUUGGGGUGGACUCUCAACAAAAGGUGACGGAGUUUGCCAAGAAUUGCCUGGCCGCUCACAACGAGCUUCGCGCCAAGCACGGCGCCCCCGCCCUGAAGCUGAGCGACAAGCUGACGGAGCACGCUCAGAAGUGGGCGGAGUACCUGGCCAGUAUCGGCAAGCUGCAGCACAGCCAGGGGAGCGGGUACGGGGAGAACAUCGCCAUGUAUGCGCAGUGGGGUCUUGGAAGCGCCGAUAAGCCAGCCCGCUACUUCGUGGAGCAGUGGUACAGCGAGGUGGACAGGUACGACUUCGCCAAGAGCACCUACCAGCCCGGCACAGGCCACUUCUCGCAGGUUGUGUGGAAGGGGAGUAAGGAGCUAGGCGUGGGCACGGCUAAGAGAGAGAAUUGGAUGGGCAUGACUCUGUAUGUGACGGUGUGCAACUACAGCCCGCGCGGUAACAUGCUGGGGGCCUUCCGCGACAACGUGCAGACCGAAAAUUAGAGGAAACAACUCGCCAACCACUACAGUAGUCUCCAUCAGACUUCUUGGGAUCACGUACAUAGCAAGUAGCCUCCCUAACAGCCAUCCACUAGCGUUUCGACUAGCGUUAACAGUCUUCGACUAUUGUCUCCCAAAGUUUAACAUUGCCACUUUUGUAAACGUAAGUAUAAGCUAGGCUACUAGCCUCCCUCUGUUUUCAAAACAACAAAUUCAGUACAAUACAAUUACAUGCGGUACCUGUAACGGUGCUGUGUGUAUUUCUAGACAACAUUGACUAUUCCACAGAGUACGAUGGAGACUAACCUCUGGUUGGAGAUUAACAGAACAGUUAUAUAUUAUCAGCUACGUUAUUCUGUAUCGCUUGCGCGUGCCAGUACUAAAAUAGUA
Molecule: messenger RNA, 1590 nt
Organism: Branchiostoma belcheri (Belcher's lancelet)
Lineage: Eukaryota; Metazoa; Chordata; Leptocardii; Amphioxiformes; Branchiostomatidae
Product: peptidase inhibitor 16-like
Exons: 9
Coding region: 88-1203 (371 amino acids)
Cellular component (GO): extracellular region
Source: RefSeq, a predicted model, not a curated record